CUCUCCCACCUCCUUGUGUGGCAGAGCCCAGGAGCCCAGCGAAAGGAGUGACCGCGGUUUAAAGGAAAAGCUGACCCUGAAGGGCCCGCCAGAGCCUGACUUACCUUCUCUCACUUGAGAAGAAUCUUCACCCCAGGGCCCAGCUGACUGGCAGGACAGAAGGCAGUGCUCUGGACUGGCUCAUGUGUGUCUCAUUCCCCUUCCUCUCCCAACAGCAGCUACCUGGCACCCGACCUCAGCAUCCCUGCAACCCCUCGGCAGCUGCCACCAUCUCUGCCAUCUCUAAGAUGUGCCCUGGUAACUGGCUCUGGGCCUCCAUGACUUUUAUGGCCCGCUUCUCUCGGAGUAGCUCAAGGUCUCCGGUCCGCACUCGAGGGUCCCUGGAGGAGAUGCCAACCGUUCAACAUCCUUUCCUCAAUGUCUUUGAGUUGGAGCGGCUGCUCUACACAGGCAAGACGGCCUGUAACCAUGCCGAUGAGGUCUGGCCAGGCCUCUACCUCGGAGACCAGGACAUGGCAAACAACCGCCGGGAGCUUCGCCGUCUGGGCAUCACGCACGUCCUCAACGCCUCGCACAGCAGGUGGCGGGGCACGCCUGAGGCCUACGAGGGACUGGGCAUCCGCUACCUGGGUGUUGAGGCCCAUGACUCACCGGCCUUCGACAUGAGCAUCCACUUCCAGACAGCCGCCGACUUCAUCCACCGGGCGCUGAGCCAGCCAGGAGGGAAAAUCCUCGUGCAUUGUGCUGUGGGGGUGAGCCGAUCCGCCACCCUGGUGCUGGCCUACCUCAUGCUGUACCACCACCUCACCCUCGUGGAGGCCAUCAAGAAAGUCAAGGACCACCGAGGCAUCAUCCCCAACCGGGGCUUCCUGAGGCAGCUCCUGGCCCUGGACCGCAGGCUUCGGCAGGGUCUAGAGGCAUGAGGGAGGGGAGGAGAUGUCAGGCCAGGCCUGUGGGUGGGUCUCCGGCUCCCAGCUGGAGAGAGGAGGCCCCGGGGCGGCAGGUAGUGGGAGGCCCAGAUAACCCAUUAUCCUCUCCAGGGGCAGAAGAGGCCAAGCUCCAGGUCUCCGUGGCUCGCUGUGGGAGAGCAAGGGGAGCGUGGCUGGGUAGGGGGCGGGCACCCAGGAGGGGUUGACAAGGGAAGGAGGCAGUGAGGCUGUAGAUGGAAGAGGAUUCUGGGAUUUGGACCUCUGGAAUCCAGCCAUGUGCUCCCAAGGAUUUGCAGUCCCUUCCCCUUUGUGCCCAAGUGUUUCCCUCUCUCACUCACCACAAUGAAAGGACCGUCUCUGUCCUGCACCAGCACAGGGAGUCAGGGACGCCCCUAGCAUGAGUGCAAUUGUGUAGAGUUGUGUGGACCCAUAGCAUACAGACAGACAGCGAAGAGACUGUGAAAAACGCAGAACCAGAGGGAGAACCCCACGACUUGUCACUCCAAGUGCAAGCAGAGGAGGCAUGUGGGGGCUGGCGGUGUGCCCACAGCUGCUGCUCGCGCCAGAACAGUUACAGAAGUGCAUGACUGGCAGUGUUUAGAUGCUCACUCGCUUACUGGAUUCAGGUGUCUUGAGGAAAAAUAAAGAUCGUGGAAAAGAAA
Messenger RNA from Carlito syrichta (Philippine tarsier), 1591 nucleotides. It is a transcript of the gene DUSP26, whose product is annotated as dual specificity phosphatase 26. Gene Ontology annotation, biological process: protein dephosphorylation; negative regulation of MAPK cascade. Gene Ontology annotation, molecular function: MAP kinase phosphatase activity; protein tyrosine/serine/threonine phosphatase activity. Bases 183 to 923 code for a protein of 246 amino acids. The transcript is spliced from 3 exons. Gene Ontology annotation, cellular component: cytoplasm. Lineage: Eukaryota; Metazoa; Chordata; Mammalia; Primates; Tarsiidae. The record is from RefSeq and is a predicted model, not a curated record.